Canis lupus familiaris (dog) is the source of this 2814-nucleotide messenger RNA. It is a transcript of the gene HNRNPUL2, whose product is annotated as heterogeneous nuclear ribonucleoprotein U like 2. Gene Ontology annotation, cellular component: membrane. The record is from RefSeq and is a predicted model, not a curated record. Lineage: Eukaryota; Metazoa; Chordata; Mammalia; Carnivora; Canidae. The transcript has 14 exons. Gene Ontology annotation, molecular function: protein binding. The coding region runs from base 31 to 2277 and encodes 748 amino acids.
CGGGAGGCGGAGGAGGCGGCGGCGGCGGCGAUGGAGGUGAAGCGGCUGAAAGUGACCGAGCUGCGGUCGGAGCUGCAGCGGCGGGGCCUGGACUCGCGCGGCCUCAAGGUAGAUCUGGCGCAGCGGCUGCAGGAGGCGCUAGACGCCGAGAUGCUGGAGGACGAGGCCGGCGGUGGCGGGGCCGGGCCCGGCGGGGCCUGCAAGGCGGAGCCUCGGCCUGUGGCCGCGUCGGGCGGUGGCCCGGGCGGGGACGAGGAGGACGACGAAGAGGAGGAGGAGGAGGACGAGGAGGCGCUGCUUGAGGACGAGGACGAAGAGCCACCCCCUGCCCAGGCGUCGGGCCAGGCCGCGCAGCCGCCGCCGGAGCCCCCGGAGGCGGCAGCCAUGGAGGCCGCGGCCGAGCCCGAUGCUUCCGAGAAGCCGGCGGAGGAGGCCACGGCUGGGUCAGGUGGGGUAAAUGGUGGCGAAGAGCAGGGCACCGGCAAGGGGGAGGAAGACGAGCCAGAGGAGCGGAGCGGGGAUGAGACGCCGGGAUCCGAGGCGCCGGGUGACAAGGCCGCAGAGGAACAGGGAGAUGACCAAGAUAGUGAAAAGUCAAAACCAGCAGGCUCAGAUGGUGAGCGGCGGGGGGUAAAGAGACAGCGGGAUGAGAAGGAUGAACAUGGCCGAGCUUACUAUGAAUUCCGAGAGGAGGCUUACCACAGCCGCUCAAAGUCUCCACCACCCCCUGAAGAAGAGGCAAAAGAGGAGGAGGAGGAUGAAACUCUUGUGAACCUGGACACGUAUACCUCGGAUCUCCAUUUUCAAGUGAGCAAAGACCGCUAUGGAGGGCAGCCACUUUUCUCAGAGAAGUUUCCCACCCUUUGGUCUGGUGCAAGGAGUACUUACGGUGUGACAAAGGGGAAAGUCUGCUUUGAGGCCAAGGUAACCCAGAAUCUCCCAAUGAAAGAAGGCUGCACAGAGGUUUCUCUCCUUCGAGUUGGAUGGUCGGUUGAUUUUUCCCAUCCACAGCUUGGUGAGGAUGAAUUCUCCUAUGGUUUUGAUGGACGAGGACUCAAGGCAGAGAAUGGGCAAUUUGAGGAAUUUGGCCAGACUUUCGGGGAGAAUGAUGUCAUUGGCUGCUUUGCUAAUUUUGAGACCGAAGAAAUAGAACUUUCCUUUUCCAAGAAUGGAGAAGACCUAGGUGUGGCUUUCCGGAUCAACAAGGAAUCCCUGGCUGACCGGGCCCUCCUACCCCAUGUCCUCUGCAAAAAUUGUGUUGUAGAAUUAAACUUUGGUCAGAAGGAGGAGCCCUUCUUCCCACCACCAGAAGAGUUCAUGUUCAUUCAUGCUGUGCCUGUUGAGGAGCGCGUGCGCACUGCAAUUCCUCCCAAGACCAUAGAGGAGUGUGAGGUGAUUCUGAUGGUAGGACUGCCUGGAUCUGGAAAGACCCAGUGGGCACUGAAAUACGCAAAAGAAAAUCCUGAGAAAAGAUACAAUGUCCUGGGAGCUGAGAUUGUGCUCAAUCAAAUGAGGAUGAAGGGGCUUGAAGAGCCAGAGAUGGACCCCAAAAGCAGAGACCUUUUAGUUCAGCAAGCCUCCCAGUGCCUUAGUAAGCUGGUCCAGAUUGCUUCCCGGACAAAGAGGAACUUCAUUCUUGAUCAGUGUAACGUGUACAACUCUGGCCAACGACGGAAACUGUUGCUGUUUAAGACUUUCUCUCGGAAAGUGGUGGUGGUGGUUCCUAAUGAGGAAGAUUGGAAGAAGAGGCUGGAGUUGAGAAAGGAGGUGGAGGGAGAUGAUGUGCCUGAGUCUAUAAUGCUGGAAAUGAAAGCCAACUUCUCUCUGCCUGAAAAAUGCGACUACAUGGACGAGGUGACCUACGGGGAGCUGGAGAAGGAGGAAGCUCAGCCCAUUGUCACCAAGUAUAAGGAGGAGGCAAGAAAGCUGCUGCCCCCCUCUGAGAAGCGGACAAACCGCCGAAACAAUCGAAACAAGCGCAACCGGCAGAACCGAAGCCGAGGUCAAGGCUACGUGGGCGGGCAGCGCCGAGGCUACGACAACCGGGCCUACGGGCAGCAGUACUGGGGGCAGUCUGGAAACAGAGGGGGUUACCGUAAUUUCUACGAUCGAUACAGGGGAGACUAUGAUCGAUUCUACGGGCGAGAUUACGAGUACAACAGAUACAGAGACUAUUACAGACAAUACAAUCGGGAUUGGCAGAAUUACUACUACCACCACCCCCAGGACAGAGACCGAUACUACAGGAACUACUACGGUUACCAAGGGUAUCGGUGAAGCCCCUGUCAUUCUCGCCUGUCAGCCAUGAAGCUGAGUCUCUAGGGGUGCCAGGCACCCCCCAAAACACAACCAAGGAAAACAGGGGCUGUUCGGGUGGGGCUGAGCUGCCGGGGAGGGGCGGUGGGGGGGGAGGGUGCACAAGCAGGGGCAGGGGAGGGGGGAGGCGGAAACAACAAAACUGUACAUUUUUUUUAAAAGUUUGUUGAAAAGAAUAUUGUCUUAUUCUAUAAAACAUUUCAAACCUAGUUAGAUAUUUGUAAUCAAAAAACAUUUGCGCAGAAAGCAGCACUUAGGGCUGCCUGUCCUAUAUCCUGCAGUUGGACAGGAAAAGAACUGAAAAUGUCACCCUUCUGACCCAUAAGGCAGCUGGACUGGCAGCCAAGGAAGGGAGAGUGAUGAGGUGGUGCGGAGAGGGUGGGCACGCAUGUGAGGGCACUCUCUCCAGAGCAGGCAGGAGUGGGGACAGAGGGAGAGCUUGUGACUGGGGCAGUGAAAAUAAACGAUUGGCUCUUAUCAAUCACUUGCACCAACUAA